CUUCUGCACUCACAGCCGAAGGGAAAGCAGCAGGUUGGGGCUUCUUGUGGCCAACUUCAGAGCCUGUCACCAGGAAAGGUAAGCAUGGGAGGAAGGAAGAUGGCGACAGAUGAAGAAAAUGUCUAUGGUUUAGAAGAGAACGCUCAGUCCCGGCAGGAGUCCACGCGGAGGCUCAUCCUUGUUGGGAGAACAGGGGCCGGGAAGAGCGCCACUGGGAACAGCAUCCUGGGCCAGAGACGGUUCUUCUCCAGGCUGGGGGCCACGUCUGUGACCAGGGCCUGCACCACGGGCAGCCGCAGGUGGGACAAGUGCCACGUGGAAGUCGUGGACACUCCGGACAUUUUCAGCUCCCAAGUGUCCAAGACAGAUCCUGGCUGUGAGGAGAGAGGUCACUGCUACCUGCUCUCGGCCCCCGGACCCCACGCGCUGCUCCUGGUGACCCAGUUGGGUCGGUUCACCGCCCAGGACCAGCAGGCGGUGAGGCAGCUGAGUCAUGGAGCUUUCAGCCCCAGCACAUGGCUCCUCCUUAACUGCGUCUGCUCAACCUCCCUCAGCCCUGUGAACAGCAUCCCCGCACACAGACGCAGAGCAGGACUCUCUCUGCUGCCACUUCACCUUCCUGAGAGAGGACCAGCGGCCAGAGCCUCAGUGACUGCCACCCUGGAGGACAGGGCACAACAACCGUUUCUGGAGAGAAUGGGAGGAUUCCAGAGGGGCAAAUAUGGAACUAUGGCUGAAGGUAGAUCAGAAGAUAACUUGUCUGCAACACCACCGGCAUUGAGGAUUAUCCUAGUGGGCAAAACAGGCUGCGGGAAAAGUGCCACAGGGAACAGCAUCCUUGGCCAGCCCGUGUUUGAGUCCAAGCUGAGGGCCCAGUCAGUGACCAGGACGUGCCAGGUGAAAACAGGAACAUGGAACGGGAGGAAAGUCCUGGUGGUUGACACGCCCUCCAUCUUUGAGUCACAGGCCGAUACCCAAGAGCUGUACAAGAACAUCGGGGACUGCUACCUGCUCUCUGCCCCGGGGCCCCACGUCCUGCUUCUGGUGAUCCAGCUGGGGCGUUUCACUGCUCAGGACACAGUGGCCAUCAGGAAGGUGAAAGAGGUCUUUGGGACAGGGGCCAUGAGACAUGUGGUCAUCCUCUUCACCCACAAAGAGGACUUAGGGGGCCAGGCCCUGGAUGACUAUGUAGCAAACACGGACAACUGCAGCCUGAAAGACCUGGUGCGGGAGUGUGAGAGAAGGUACUGUGCCUUCAACAACUGGGGCUCUGUGGAGGAGCAGAGGCAGCAGCAGGCAGAGCUCCUGGCUGUGAUUGAGAGGCUGGGGAGGGAGCGAGAGGGCUCCUUCCACAGCAAUGACCUCUUCUUGGAUGCCCAGCUGCUCCAAAGAACUGGAGCUGGGGCCUGCCAGGAAGACUACAGGCAGUACCAGGCCAAAGUGGAAUGGCAGGUGGAGAAGCACAAGCAAGAGCUGAGGGAGAACGAGAGUAACUGGGCAUACAAGGCGCUCCUCAGAGUCAAACACUUGAUGCUUUUGCAUUAUGAGAUUUUUGUUUUUCUAUUGUUGUGCAGCAUACUUUUUUUCAUUAUUUUUCUGUUCAUCUUUCAUUACAUUUAAAUCUCUGGACCCUGGAGCACUUCUAAUGUAUCACCCCAUGGAGUCAUUGUUCUAAUAAUCACCAAUUCAGACUCAGAUCCUCGUGGUCUAUGGAGCAUGCUGCUUGCUGUCUGUGCAGCUCCCAUUUCCCCUUCUUCCUGAUAGACUUGGAGCUGUGUGCCUCCACUCCAAGGCUGCCUGCCUGCUGUAAACACUAUUCCACUCUGUCUGCCAACAACUGCUUCAGGAAUGGGCCUGAGAUCCCAUGCAGGUCCCUGAGAAGUGAGUAAAAGUCCGCAGAGGUGGGGAUGGAAGAUCUCUCCUUAGAUAGAACCUGUCUUCCUCCCUGGCAUUGUGGGGUCUGGGCGUGACACUGGGACUCUCAGCAGCUUUGUGCUGCCAACCUGAGAUUGAAGGCAGUGCCUCAGAGCAGCACAGAGAGUUGGGGCCCCCUGAGCCCUGAGCCACCAGCCCUGCAGCCUGCCCUAUCUCCGCAUUUCCAGUUGUAUUAGCCAAUAGAUUUCCUACUUAUUUAAGCUAUUUGAGCUCCGGGUCUCUUCUACCUGCAUUCUAAAACAUUCAAAGUAAUAAAAAUUUCUCCACA
Molecule: messenger RNA, 2203 nt
Organism: Homo sapiens (human)
Lineage: Eukaryota; Metazoa; Chordata; Mammalia; Primates; Hominidae
Gene: GIMAP1-GIMAP5
Product: GIMAP1-GIMAP5 readthrough
Exons: 6
Coding region: 85-1620 (511 amino acids)
Source: RefSeq, marked validated